AUGCCAGAACCAACAGCUACUAAAAAAGAAAUUUCUUCACCACCAAAAGGUCCAAAAAUCACUGAUAUGAGUGCUGAAACAAUCACCAAAAAUGCAAUUUUAAUCAAUUCUCAACAUAAAGACAAAAGAUUAAUGUUCCUUUUACAAAAAGUUGUUCAACACUUACAUGAUUUUGCCAGAGAAACUAGAUUAACUACUGAAGAAUGGAUGGCUGGUAUCAUCUUUUUAACUGAAGUUGGUAAAAUGUGUUCUGAUAUUAGACAAGAAUUUAUUUUAUUAUCUGAUACUUUAGGUUUAUCUGUUUUAGUAGAUGAAAUUUCACAUCCAAAACCUGCUAAUGCUACUUCUGGAACUUUAUUAGGUCCUUUCCAUACUCAUGAUGCUGAAGAAAAAGAACAAGGUGAUUCAAUCUGUUCAGAUGGUAAAGGUGAACCAUUAUUAAUUGAAGGUAAAUUAACUGAUCCAGAAGGUAACCCAAUUGCUGGUGCAACUGUUGAUAUUUGGCAUUGUGAUGCUGAUGGUUUUUAUGAUACUCAAUAUGAAAACAGAGAUGGUCCAGAUAUGAGAGGUAUUGUUAGAACUGCUGAAGAUGGUUCAUUUAACAUUCAAUGUACUAGACCAGUUGCUUAUCCAAUUCCUCAUGAUGGUCCAGUUGGUAAAUUAUUACAAAAAUUAAAUAGACAUCCAUAUAGACCAGCUCAUAUUCAUUUAAUGAUUAAAAAAGAAGGUUAUGAUGAAUUAAUCACUGCUUUAUAUGAAAAAGGAGAUCCAUAUGAAACUUCAGAUGCUGUCUUUGGUGUUAAAAGUUCAUUAAUUUAUACUUUAGAUAAAUUAGGUGAAGAAAAAGCUACUAAAUUUAAUAUGAAAGCUGAUGAUUGGUUAUUAAAAUGGCACUUCAAAAUUAUUACUGCUGAAGAAUCAAAACAAUUAGUUAUUGAAAGAAAUAGAGAAGCUUUAAGAAAUACUGGUGUUGAUUUAGUAUUAAAUGAACAAGGUUUACCAGAACCACACUCUUUAGAUUAA
Lodderomyces jiufengensis is the source of this 1023-nucleotide messenger RNA. RefSeq names its product intradiol ring-cleavage dioxygenase. The transcript has a single exon. The coding region runs from base 1 to 1023 and encodes 340 amino acids. Lineage: Eukaryota; Fungi; Ascomycota; Pichiomycetes; Serinales; Debaryomycetaceae. The record is from RefSeq and is a predicted model, not a curated record. Gene Ontology annotation, molecular function: ferric iron binding; catechol 1,2-dioxygenase activity. Gene Ontology annotation, biological process: catechol-containing compound metabolic process.